AUCGUCUUCUUCCCUCCCUCCCUUCCCCACUACUCUACUCCCCCACUCGCCGUCGCAACUCCCGCCGCCGCACCGCCGCACCGCCACACCGCCCCCGCCGCAAAUGGCGGCCUCGCCGGAGCAGUUCCGGGGCCAGGCGCGGCUCCCGCGGUGCGCCUCCCCGCUCAGCUACGACCUCCGCCUCCGCCCCGACCUCGCCGCCUGCGCCUUCUCCGGCUCCGCCGCCGUCGCCGUCGCCGUCUCCGCCCCGACCCGAUUCCUCGUCCUCAACGCCGCCGAGCUCGCCGUCGACGGAUCCUCCGUCCGCUUCCAGGAUUUGGUGCCUUCCGAGGUGGUGCAGUUCGAGGAGGACGAGAUCGUGGUCAUCGGGUUCGGCCAGGAUCUGCCGAUCGGCGAGGGCGUGCUCAAGAUGGACUUCACCGGGACGCUCAACGAUCAGAUGAGAGGCUUCUACAGGAGCAAGUAUGAGUACAAGGGGGAGUCAAGAAAUAUGGCAGUUACACAGUUCGAAGCUGCUGAUGCAAGACGAUGUUUUCCAUGCUGGGAUGAACCUGCAUUUAAGGCUAAGUUCAAGCUAACACUGGAAGUUCCAUCAGAGUUGGUAGCACUGUCCAACAUGCCAGUAAUUAAGGAGACAGUUCAUGGACCUCUCAAGACCGUCUAUUAUGAGGAAUCGCCACUUAUGUCAACUUAUCUAGUGGCUAUAGUUGUUGGUUUAUUUGAUUACAUAGAGGGCUCAACAUUAGAAGGCACCAAAGUUCGUGUGUAUACUCAAGUUGGCAAGAGUAACCAAGGAAAGUUUGCACUAGAUGUUGCAGUGAAGUCACUGGAUUUAUUCAAAGAUUAUUUUGCCACUCCUUACCCGCUACCGAAGUUGGAUAUGGUUGCUAUUCCUGAUUUUGCUGCUGGAGCUAUGGAGAACUAUGGGUUGGUCACUUACCGAGAAACAGCUUUACUUUAUGAUGAGCUGUUAUCCUCAGCAUCCAAUAAACAACAGGUUGCAAUCACUGUUGCACAUGAAUUGGCUCAUCAAUGGUUUGGCAAUCUUGUAACCAUGGAGUGGUGGACUCACUUGUGGCUAAAUGAGGGUUUUGCUUCCUGGGUGAGUUAUUUGGCUGUGGAAGCAUUAUUUCCAGAAUGGAAUAACUGGACACAAUUUCUUGAUGAGACGACCUCUGGUCUCAGACUGGAUGCACUUGCAGAGUCUCAUCCUAUUGAGGUUGACAUAAACCAUGCCUCUGAAAUUGAUGCAAUUUUUGAUUCCAUAAGCUAUGAUAAGGGCGCUUCCGUCAUUCGCAUGCUGCAAAGUUACCUUGGUGCAGAGCGUUUUCAGAAAGCUUUGGCAUCAUAUAUAAAGAAGUAUGCUUACUCGAAUGCCAAAACAGAAGAUCUAUGGGCUGUUCUUGAGGAGGAAUCUGGGGAACCUGUUAAGGAUUUGAUGACUACAUGGACUAAGCAACAAGGAUACCCUGUUAUUUAUGCAAAACUAGAUGGACAUGAUUUGCACCUUGAACAGGCACAGUUUCUAUCGGACGGAUCCUCUGGUCCAGGCUUGUGGAUUGUUCCUAUAACAUCAUGUUGUGGCUCAUAUGAUGCACAGAAAAAGUUUCUCUUGAAGGGCAAGACUGAUAAGGUCCAUAUAGACCUCACUGCCUCCCAAAAUGCCGGAGGAGAGAAGGGUGAAAACUGUUGGAUCAAAUUGAACGUUGACCAAACUGGAUUUUAUAGAGUGAAGUAUGAUGAUGAACUUGCAGCUGGACUUGAAAAGGCAAUCAAAGCCAAUAAGCUCUCUUUAAUGGAUAAGAUUGGUAUUGUGGAAGAUUCAUACUCCCUUUCUGUGGCUCGCAAGCAAACACUGACAUCCUUGCUUCGCCUGCUGAAUGCUUAUCGCAAUGAGUCUGAUUACACUGUGCUUUCACAUGUAACCUCUGUAUGCUUAGGCAUUGAUAAAAUAUCAGUUGAUGCUACUCCUGAAUUGUCCAGAGAUAUCAAACAGCUUUUGAUCAAUCUUCUUCUAUCAGCUGCCAAAACACUAGGCUGGGAUCCCAAGGAGGGCGAGAGCCAUCUUGAUGUAAUGCUUAGAUCAUUGCUCUUGAUUGCCCUUGUCAAACUUGGACAUGAUGAGACUAUAAAUGAGGGAGUUAGGCGGUUCCAUAUCUUCAUAAAAGACCGCAAAACUAACAUUCUUCCCCCAGACACUAGAAAGGCUUCAUAUCUUGCUGUGAUGCGGACUGUUACUACCUCCAGCAGAGCUGGUUAUGAUGCCCUCCUGAAAAUCUACAGAGAAACAGCUGAAGCUCAGGAGAAGUCACGCAUCUUAGGUUCAUUGUCUUCAUGCCUGGAUAAGGAUAUUGUUCUUGAGGCACUAAACUUCAUGCUUACCGAUGAGGUACGGAAUCAAGAUGCAUUUUAUGUCCUUGGUGGUAUCAGCUUAGAAGGACGAGAAGUUGCAUGGGCCUGGUUGAAGGAAAACUGGGAUCAUGUCUUGAAGACCUGGCCAUCAAGUUCACUCAUAUCGGACUUCGUCAAAUCUACUGUUUCACGGUUCACCACAGAGGAGAAGGCUGCUGAAGUUUCCGAGUUCUUCGCCGGUAAAACCAAACCAUCGUUCGAGCGUGCACUGAAGCAGAGCCUCGAGAGGGUCCGUAUCAGCGCGAGAUGGAUCGAGAGCAUCAGGAGCGAGCCUAACCUUGCUCAGACAGUGAACGAGCUGCUGCAGCACGACAUGUAGCCUUCCUUUUGGGCUAAAGCUAUUUGUACGCUCAUGGAGGAUCGUACAACACAAAUGUUCUUCGAAAGGUUGUGCCGGGUGUGGCUGUUCUAACGAUCAUAUUUUAAAGUUUGUUUAGUUCUAUCUCUAUCUUUUGCUUGGGCAAUCGAAAAGACAUGUUUGGUCCUCGCAGCGAGGUGUGCUUGGUUCAGCUUUUGUCAGGACUGGCAAUGAAAAUCACAAAUCUUGUACAGAA
Molecule: messenger RNA, 2966 nt
Organism: Oryza sativa Japonica Group (Japanese rice)
Lineage: Eukaryota; Viridiplantae; Streptophyta; Magnoliopsida; Poales; Poaceae
Source: RefSeq, a predicted model, not a curated record